Messenger RNA from Sphaerodactylus townsendi, 6545 nucleotides. Its product is annotated as UDP-glucuronosyltransferase 2A2-like. The annotation marks the transcript as partial. Gene Ontology annotation, molecular function: UDP-glycosyltransferase activity. The record is from RefSeq and is a predicted model, not a curated record. NCBI's taxonomy places the organism in Eukaryota, Metazoa, Chordata, Lepidosauria, Squamata, Sphaerodactylidae. The transcript is spliced from 6 exons.
ACUGUGAAGGCCUCCUUCUUGAUCUUUCAGCUGACUCUGGCAGGGAACGUUCUUGGUGGGAAUGUGCUGAUCUGGCCCACAGAAGCCAGUCAUUGGCUAAAUAUCAAGGUCAUCAUCCAAGAGCUGAUCGAGAGGGGACACAAUGUCAGUAUCCUGGUGUCUACCUCAUCUCUCUUCAUCCAGCCUGGGGAUGUUCCAGCAGCCAGGUUCGAAUGGUACCCUGUGCCCUUUGGGAAGGAUGAUCUUGACUCCCUCAUCAAGGACAUCAUAAUGCUGUGGCUGCACAACAGGCCAACCAUUCUGACUUUCUAUCAGUUUUACAAAGAACUGGGAAAGCUGAUGAAGAAAGCCAAUGUGCUCAAUAGGCAGAUGUGUGAAGGCGUGCUCGCCAGCCCGGACCUCCUGGCCCAGCUGCAAAAAAAAGACUUUGAUGUCCUGCUUUCUGACCCAGUGACCAUCUGCGGUGAUUUGGUGGCUCUGAAGCUGGGAAUCCCAUUUGUGUACACGCUGCGCUUCACACCAGCCUCCACAGUGGAAAGGCAUUGUGGGAUGAUGCCAGCCCCUCCUUCCUAUGCGCCCGCUGUUCUGUCAGAACUCACAGACAGAAUGUCAUUUGGAGAAAGGAUGAAAAAUAUCCUGUCCUAUCACAUACAAGAUUAUGUUUUCCAGAGCUACUGGGGAGAAUGGGACUCUUAUUACAGUCACAUUCUAGGGAGGCCCACGACGCUGUGUGAAACGAUGGGGAAAGCAGAGCUGUGGCUGAUCCGAACCUACUGGGACUUUGAAUUCCCUCGGCCUUUCCUUCCCAAUUUUGAAUUUGUCGGGGGUCUCCACUGCCAGCCAGCCAAGCCUUUGCCAGAGGAAAUUGAAGAAUUUGUCCUGAGCUCAGGGAAACACGGCAUUGUUGUCUUUUCUCUUGGAUCAAUGGUUCAAAACUUAACAGAUGAAAAGGGUAAUAUGAUUGCCUUUGCACUCAGCCAAAUUCCACAAAAGGUUCUUUGGCGGUACAAAGGAAAAAGGCCGGUCACGUUAGGAUCCAACACUAGGCUUUAUGACUGGAUACCACAAAACGAUCUGCUGGGACAUCCCAAGACCAGAGCCUUUAUAACACACGGUGGAACAAAUGGGAUAUAUGAAGCUAUUUACCAUGGGAUUCCCAUGGUUGGGAUCCCUCUGUUUGCUGACCAACAAGAUAACAUUGUCCACAUGAAGGCAAAGGGAAUGUGCAUGGAUUUGAACUUCCAUACAAUGACAGCCCCAGAUUUGGUGGAGGCCUUGAACACUGUCAUACACAAUGCCACGUACAAAGAAAAUGCUGUCAGGCUCUCUCAGAUUCACCGUGAGCAGCCCGCAAAGCCCCUGGACCGAGCUGUCUUUUGGAUUGAGUUUAUCAUGCGCCACAAAGGGGCCAAGCACUUGAGGCCAGCUGCCCAUCACUUGACCUGGUACCAGCACCACUGCCUGGACAUCCUGGCAUUCUUGGCUGCCGGGGCAGCAGUGUUCUUCUUCAGCGCUGUGAGAUGCUGCACAUUUUGUUGUAGGAAAUGUGGUAGGGCAAUAAAGAAAAGAAAGACCGAGUAGCUGGUGGAAGGAUAAAACCAGCACUCUGCAGCUUAGGUUGGACUAGAUAGAGGGUGAAGACAUGAAUAUAUCCUAAAGCCUCAUGGGGGUGAUGUGGACACUUUCUCUGCCUUGGAAACCGAUGUCUCGCACUGCAGGGAAGGUGUGAAUCAAUCACAUCCACCGCACUCCAGAAUGAAUGCCUGGCCUCGUCUCAGCAUGGAGCACCAUGAGAGCAUUUCUUCAGGACACCGGAGAUGACCAUAUAUUUAAAGACUGUGCUACAUUUUUAAAAGUACUAGGAGAAAGGCCACACAGACUCUCUCUUCCUAAUAUGCCGCUUUUCUACUGGUGAUUUUUUUUUAAGAUGAGAAAGCAUGAAAAAACGACUGAAGUGAGAUCUUCCACCCCAACUCACGGAUCUGCCACAUGCAUAGUGUUAGAUCCUUGUACACGGAUCAAUAACUUGGACUGUGGAUAUGAAAUCAGAAGUCUUUAUUAGCCUGUCAGUAGAGACUCCAAUGGCAAAAAGCCAGAUCUAAAGGUCUUGGCUUCUUGCAAACACAUUUAUUACUUUUGUUUUCCCACUCGAACCCUCCUCCCUUCCCACGGAUUAGCAGAACAACAGGGUGUGAAAAGAUUUGUUAUGGAAUACAGAUUGUGUCAAGGAUACUGACAGCCUUCACUGGGAGCAUCCAUCCUCCCCUGCUGGCAAGGUCGCCUAUUUGCUGUGUUGCCCAGCACAGUGAUUCAGAACAACAAACAUCAGACAGUUGGAAGACUUUCCCCCUCUGCCCAGGUGUGACCUCGGGCCUUGACUAGUGUGGUGCCAGGCAGGGCGGGAGCCACCCCUGACACAUAGGCCCUGCCAGACGUUUGUCUCACUUGGUGAAAUUUGAUUUGUAGGUACCAGUGGUAAUUGGUACCAAUACCAAUGGUUUCAAAAACACAGCAGUGGAGGCUGUAACUGAAUACUUUUAUAAAAUGGGUGUGAUCCAGGAAGUUUUAAUCUGGUCAGGUGGUUGAAAUCCAUCCAGAAGUGAUCAGUUACAUGCUCUUUUUUAAAAAAAUAACUUUUACCAUAAAAAAUUACAAGACAGGAGGGAAAAUUAAAGACAUGAACAUGAGCCAGUCCAUCACGUGCCUGAGGCGAGUGGGCAAGAGGAGGUGGGAAAGAGGAGAUCUCUGCCUCCCUGUAAUUAUUCUAAAGCUUAAUUUGGUCAUGGUUCUCAUACCCAAUCUGAGCUUCCACAAUCCAGCAGAAGGAAGCAACAUUUCUAGCACUUGUUGCACCGUAUGAAAAGCAUGCACAAGUAUAGACGAUGUCUGAACAAAUAUUUAUCCUCUCCCAACCAAACCUCCUAUGUAAUCCCCAAGAUCCAACUCUAUGCUACUAUUCCUUAGCAAAAUAUUUCCAAUCUUUUGGACAGCCUCAGUAUGGAAAGCAGAAUAAGGCCCGUGUGAUUCCUUAGUGCAGAACUUGGAUUCAUAGGAAUGCCUUUACUGCACUCAUUGUUUGGGAUCACCUCUGUAUUUGAACCAUCAUGGUCAAGAUCUGCUUCAUUUUCCUCCAAUGUCAGGCUUGUUCUGAAGACAUCACCCCUGUCAAAAUACACUCUAGAUGAUCCACAUUUUGAUAUAUAUCUAGAAUCCCUGGGCCCCAUGGAUCUUUUGGGCACUUUAAGAAACUCCAUGUGGGGUCUUGAUCUGGCUGUUGCAAAACUUUCUUCUCUGAGAUGCAUUGCACAGUGUUUCACAUAUUCCUGCAGGUUUUGCUUGGGUUCCUUAGGGAUCCCUCAAGCUAUGUCUUCACACAAUACUCUGGUAUUUCAGGCCUUCCUAAUCGGAAUUUCCAUAGGGAUGACUCCAGCCAUUACUUCACACCAUCUCAGCCUGAUUCUGGAUCUUCCUCUUGCAGUUGUACCAAGGACGCUCCAAGCCAGCCUUGAUCAGAUGUUGCCUCCUCCUUUAUGGAAGCCUCAAAGCAUUCCUCCACAUCCCACGUGUGUACUUCAGGAUCUUCCUCAGGCUUGCGCCAAUUGAUUCACGCGUGUUACGCUUGGAUGCAUUAGGCUUUUGAGCCUUCCUAAGCAUACUUCAAGAUAUCUGUGCACAUUGUGCCUUGAUUCUUCAGGACAUUUCUCAUCAAGGGUUCUCGUGGACCUUUCAAGCCAUUCCUGUAGUCUCAGUUUGGAGGCUUCUGUGACUUCUACUUCGAAGAUAAAAGGAUUCCAGUCACUCUUGCAUCUGGCGUCUCCUUUUCUGCCAUUUUGUGCGGGUGCCUCAAGCCAGUCUUUCUCAUGUACAUUGGCUGUUCCAGAACCUUCUGCUUGUAAGCCCCUUAAGCAGCUUUGCUGGGCGUUUCACGGCAUUCUGCUUCAUGGCUCCUUCCAAAUUCUGAACUCCAGUCCCCCAAGCUCCAUGUGAAUGCUUCACAGCUGUCAUCUUCAGAGGAUCACUGAAGGGAUAUCCCCACAUUAUGCUUGGUUGCUGCAGAACUCUCCUCCAUCAGAUCUGAUCUGUACCAUUCAAGCACAUUUCCACUGUGUAUUUCUAGACCUUGCUUUAGCAAAUUAGUUGUUUCAUUUGAUGGGUACACAUCUAAUGUAGAUGCUUCACAUUCUCCCACUAGUAGGUUCUGUUUAGAUAUCUCAGUACUUUGGAGUUCCUGGAUGCCGUUCAUUGACAUUUCCAUGGUACAAAGAAUGGCAGAAACCAUUCUUCCACAUAUUGCUGGUAUAUUUCCAGAUCUUUCUUUUCUCUGUAAAAUAUGGACACUUCAACCCAUUCUUUCACAUCUUUCCUGGAAGUUUCAGAACAUUCAUCUGGGAGGGGUUUUUUAAUGGAUACUUCAAGCUGUUUCUUCAAGUUUUGUUAGAAUGUUUUAGUCCUGUUAAAGAUGCUUAAAGCCAACUUUGCACAUUGCUUCUGGAUGCUUCAGAAUCUCUUUUUCUGAGGUUCUCUGUGGGGGCAUCCACCCAUCCCUUUCUUAGGCGAUCUGUGGCCACUGCAGUCACUUGGGGCCUUGCCCAGUCAAGAUCUUCUGUCACAUUCUGUCUGGAUGCUUCAGUGCCUCCUCUUCUGAGGCUCUCUGUGGGGAUUUCCACCCAUCCCUUUCUCAGACAAUUUCUGGACAGUGCAGUCAUUCUAGAUCUUCUCCACAUUCUGUCUGGAUGCUUGAGAGCCUCUUCUUCUGAGGUUCUCUGUGGGGGCAUCCACCCAUCCCUGUCUUAGAUGAUCUCUGGGCAGUGCAGUCACUUCAGUCCUUGCCCACUCAGGAUCUUCUGUCACAUUCUGUCUGGAUGCUUGAGAGCCUCCUUUUCUGAGGCUCUCUGUGGGGGAAUCCUCCAUCCAUUUCUUAGCUGAUCUCUGGGUAGUGCAGUCACUUCAGGACUUGCCUACUCAAGAUGUUCUGUCACAUCCUGUCUGGAUGCUUGAGAACUUUCUCUUUUGAAAUUCUUUGCAGAUGGUUCAAGUUGUCUUCUCCGAUGAUGUCCAGACAAUUUGAUUACUUCAGGUGUUUCCUUCUAUAUAUCUUCUGUCACAUCCUGUCUGGAUGCUAGAGAACUUCCUUUUCUGAGGUUGUCUUUGGGGGCUUCCAGCCUUCCCUUACUUAGAUGAGCUUUGGGCAAUUCAAUAACUUCAGGUGUUGCCCAUCUUCUGUCACAUCCUGUCUGGAUGCUUUAGAACCUCUUCUUCUGAGAUUCUUUGCAGAUGGUUCAAACCAUCCUUUUCUGAGAUGAUCUCUGUGCAAUUCAGCCACUUCAAGUCUUUCUGACCUUGUUUGAACUUCGUUGGCUUAAGUACACAGAGGUUCUCUUGCCCACUCUAUUGAUCUGUGAUCAAAAUGGUCUAUGCCCAGUUCAUGCAUCCAUGAUUCAUAAUGGUCCUUUUUAAACUGCUCUGUCUCCCUAUGAAAAGCAAGUAAUUUAUAAAUAGUGUGUCUUAAGCUAAACAUCUCAGAUAAUCUUUUUAGAAAACAACCCUUCUCUUUAAAAACGGUGUCUAAGGUAUUUCAUUUCAUCAAGAUGCAAGCCCAUUUACAAUCAAGAUCCUGUUGUGACACAACCAUUUUUAGGGCGUUGCCCUUUGUGCUUUGAAUUUUUUUUACCCAAACCAGUAGAUAUAUCCUAUAAACCCAAUUAUCACUCUGUAACUGAUGGGUUACAAAAUUCCUAACAAUCCAUUGGAUUUCCUCCAUGAAUGGCACAAAUAAAUCAUAUUUAACAACAAUUAAUAGUUGGGGAGGGGAAUACAAGGGGAAAUCAGAUGCCCCAGCUAGCCCUUGCUGGUCCCCACUUGAAAUGUUGAUAUACUGUAGGGAUCUAGCUAAUGCUGGUCUUUUUAUAAAGCCCUGGGUGGCACAAAGGAGGAAGUUCUGCCUGUGUGGGAAUGUGUAGGUGGCAGCUUUUGAAGUGCAUUGUAACUUCCACACAGGACACAGGUGUCAGGGAUGCGUGUCAGAAACACCAUGAACCAAACAAUCGAAACCGUUGUGAUGAACAAUGAUUUCUUUAUUAUAGGUCAGAUGAAUCCUGAACACAGUCCAAGACGUUACUGGCUCGAUCAGCCAGAAUGCCUUGAUCGUAAGCACCCAGAUAGUACUCCCCCCACCCCCCAUACAGUUUUCCAGUGGUAUUACUAAGAACCAAACCGUUAGCAGUCUGGCCUUGACUAGGAGCAAGAAGAGAUAAGGAAAGGCUGAGAGUAGAAGCAACAUAGUUGCACACAGCAAAAGGACAGCAGGCAGAAAUUCCAUCCCCCAACACGUCAUCCCCCCUGACAAUAUGUCUAGUUGACUAAGAUGCAUUCCUAGCCUGAUGAAGUCACUACAAAAUAUAUUGCCGGAGUUUGUAUCUCGUUGAUUGAGAUGCAUUCAUGACUCCAUGUAAUCACUGCAAGAUAUAUGUAACCAGCUGCUAUAUGUUACCAUGCUGUAAUGGGACAUUCUUUCCUUGAUCUUAUUUUAUGGCUUCACACACUGA